GAGCGAAGAAGACGCGUGCGCCAUGUUUGUUUUUAGGUGGGAUUCACUUGCAUCCUGUCGGAGUAAAAGUUGUGUUUUGGCUCCUUCGCCAUCAUCUGAAUUCUCCUGACGGGCCGCUUGGAGCUUCGUCCUCCAUCAAGUUACCGGACAGAGACGGACCCCAGCGGAGCGGAGCUCCCGGACCUCCAUACGGACGGGGACACCUCACACGGAACUAAUUAGCAUUAGUUAGCCUCUGCUAAAGUCCACAGCCGGCUGCUGUCGGGGAUUUUUUUUUAGACUAAAGAGGCUUUUCUGUGAUUCUCUGUCGUCUUUGUGCUUCGUAUCUACAAAAAAGGGCUGGAGGAGAUCCAUCCACCGUCAGAAGGAGGAGAACAUGAGAAGCUGAAUGAAGUGAAGAUGGAAACAGAGCAAACAGGAGAGGACAGAAACGGGAUUCUUCCGGACACCAGCAGUCUCUCUGCAUCAAACCAAAGCAGAACUAAGACAAAAUGCUGUCAUCGCUGUUCAAUCUGCGGCCGCGAGUUUGAUCGUCCAUCCCGGCUGUCGGAUCACAUGAGCGCACAUGCCGGCUACAAACCGCACAGCUGCUCCGUGUGCGGCAAACGUUUCACCAAGAAGGUGAACGUGGUGGUCCACCAGCGGGUUCACACCGGAGAGAAGCCGUACUCCUGCCCCGACUGUGGCGUCAGCUACGCCCAGCUGGGCUGCCUGCGGAGGCACCGGCUGCAACAUGCCACCGAGAAACCCCACCGCUGCUCGCACUGCGGCCGAGGAUUCGUCCAGCGGCGGUAUCUCAUCCAGCAUGAGCGGACGCACACCGGAGAGCGGCCCUUCUCCUGCCCACUGUGCCCCAAACGCUUCGCCUCCAAGUCGGGGCUCGGCGACCACCAAAAGACCCAUACGGACCAGAGCUUAUACUCCUGUUCGGUCUGCGAGAAGGUUUUCUCCACGCCGUCGUCUUUCAGGGAUCACGUGAGGCUGCACACAGGUCAGAAGCCACACGCUUGCUCGCUGUGUGGCAAAAGCUUUAACCGGCCGGGCCUCCUGAAAAAACACUUGCAGAAACACAGUGAGCAGGACCACAUGGUCCAAGCUGACAAGACACCACAGCUGUCCACCUGCGACAUCUGCGGCCGUGUGUUCACCAGAUCGUCGCGGCUGAAGGAGCACAUCAGGUCUCACACCGGGGAGAGGCCAUAUCAGUGCGACGUCUGCGAGGUGCAGUUCUCUACACUGAGAGAGUUGAAGAAACACCAGGAGACUCAUAGCGGGCAAGGAGGCGACGCCGCCAUGACGACGCCUAACGACCAGAAACCAGACGAGCUGCUCAACAGUUUGAAGGAGGAAGAGGAUGGAAACGAGGAGGAAGCAGAGACAGUGGUGCAUUCACUGACCGACAGCGGCCCGAAAAAACUCCACAGCUGCUCUGUCUGCGGUAAAAGCUACCCGAUGCCCUCCAGGCUCCGAGAGCACUUCAAGAUGCACAUGAGGGAGAAGCUCCACCACUGCUCGGUGUGCCGGAAGGUCUUCAGCACCUCCACCAGCCUGAGGGCCCACGAGAAGACCCACAUGACAAACAAGCCUCAUUCCUGCAGCGUCUGCCCCAGGAGCUUCCUGACACCCUCCCUGCUCCGCAGCCACAUGAAGAUCCACAUCCAGGACGGACUCAUCACAGAUCCUGCUGGCAAGGAUUUAUCAUCAAACAUGAAGACUGAGAAGGAAGAGAAAGAAAUAAUAAAUGAAGAGGAAGGUGUGAUUCAGCAGGUGAAGGUGGAGGAGGAGGAGGAAGUUUUGGAUGAGCAGGACUCAGAAGACCUUUCUACCACUGAAUCUACACCACUGCCUGGUAACCACGGUGACCAGCUGGAGGGCCAGAUCAGCGGAUUGAUAAACUCCGAUGGAGAAGGAGAGGACUUGAAGCCCACGUUCAUCGACCCAGACGGACGCUCAGACCAGCAGACCGACGACAGCGGUGCCAAAGGUAAAAAGAAGCACUGCUGCCAGUUGUGCGGCCGCAACUGCUUAAAGGCGUCUGCGCUGAAGACACACCUGCGGGUUCACUCUGGCGAGCGUCCGUUCCAGUGUCCGGUCUGCAGGAAGGGCUUCGUCCAGCAGGCGCACAUGAUGGAGCACCAGAGGAUCCACACCGGGGAGCGUCCCUACACCUGCGACGACUGCGGCAAGAGCUUCACCUUCUCCAGCGCUCUGCGCCGCCACAAGCGACUGCACGACGACGCCCGGCCGUACCAGUGCGCCGUCUGCCAGAAGACCUUCAAGCAGCAGAGCUCGCUCAAGAGCCACCAGCUGACACACUCAGGCGUCCGCUACCAGUGUCCGCUGUGCAGCAAGAGCUUCAGCCGCGCCCUCGAGCUCACCUACCACGUCGACAUGCACUCCGACGCCCGGCCAUACUUCUGCAACAUCUGCAAGAAGAACCUGAGCGGCGCCCGCAUCUUCCGCAAACACAUGAAGAAGCACGACUCUCCGAACUCGCCGCUGUCGCUGAAGAAGCUGCCACAAGCCGAACCAGGAGAAACCAAGACUGUCUCAGAGGUCUGACUGUAAAAGACGACACUGAGGGAAUCACUGAAGAGGCCUUUGACUUCUCAGCAGCCAAUCACAUGUGCAGUACAAGUCACUUAGCAACCAGAGCAGCCGGUCGGAGUUUCAGGCUGAUGAAGGACACUGAGCUUCACCGUGCUUCAGAUAUCGUCGGUUCUGUCCAAUCAGAGGACCCUGAGCGCCUUAAAGGAGCAUUUAGGGUUUGAGAUGUUUGUGUGUCACGUGCACAAAUGGAGUCUGGACAUUGUUAGCCUAGCUUAGCGUCAGAGCUACAACUGAUAAUCAAUUAGUCGUCAACUACUAACUGCCAAUUCUGAGUAAUUUUUUCAAGAAAAACAUCUAAAUUCUCCAGUUCCAUAUUAGACUUGCCGAUCAGCAUUUUUCACCAAACAACUGAUUGAUUAAUCCAGCAACUAAUUCACAGAUUAAUCAAAACUGAAAAAAACAAUUGUUGGUUGCAGCCCUAUUACUACACACCUUUACUUUUUUUAAAAAUUUUGAUCGACCAAAAGUCUAAAAAUGUCCAAGAUAUUUAGUUUACAACCAAACAAGACAAAGAAAAGAAGUAAAUCUUCUUUUUUGAGAUGCUAAAAUCUGCAUAUAUUUGGCCUUGUUUUAUUUGGUCUUGAAAAAUGACUAAAAUUAUUAAUUACCGAAAUAAAUUUCAGAGUAAAUUUUUCUUAACUGAAAGCAUAAAAGGAGUCCCUGUAGACAAAUUCUGCUCAUUACUGAAUAGAGCUGCAAUAAUUCAUUGAUCAGUAGACAACUUAUUGAUUAAAUGGUUUGAGUAAUUUCUUAAUAGAAACAGUCUAAAUUCUGUGACUGCAACUUCUUCAAUGUGAAUAUUUUCUGGUUUCUUUCCUCUGUGACAGUACACUGAAUAUCUUUGGACAAAACAAGACAUUCGAGGAAACACUGAUCCACAUUUUCUGACAUUUUAGAGACCAAACAGCUGAAAAUAAUCCACAGAUGAAUGAAAAUGAUUGUUAGUUGCAGCUCUACUCAGCAAAAACGGCUAAACAGGCAGCAGUUGGUCUGAACGUCCAGAGUUUAAAAAUACACCAGCUUCUAAAAACAUGUAGUUUAUGGUUACAGGAGUCAAACAAGACACUAAAAAGUCUUCCAGCACAUAUAACUCACCAUACACUGUCUUUACACUUGUGUUAGUGGACAGAGUAAGUAAACAAGAUGAUACGAGUUAAUUAAAGAUGUUUUUGGUGUAUUUUUGAACCUUAGACGGCACCAGAUGACUGGUUCCUCACUACUAAAUCAGAGAAAACUUCUUAAAUAUCAAACAAAAAUGAGAUUUGAAAUCUCAAAAGUGAAAAAAAAGAUUGCUUCAAUGAGGUGUUUUCUCUCUAAAAUUCUUAUAUUUAAGUUUAGUUAGAUUUUCUUUUGGCUAAACGAGGCUAACAACGUCCCACAACCACAAGAAUAAUCUAAUCUACUGUCUCAGACGAAGAGAAAAGAGGCUGUUUGAAACACUCACAUGCUGUAUGUUCAUGUAAACAGCUGCUGUUUCCUUGAAUCUCUACUCUGGAGGUGGAAGGAGAGGACAGAACUGUCAUUUAACCAAAGUGCUGUAGCUGCGUAAACCAAACAGGAGACUGAAUGUGGAGCCAGUUUAAUGAUUCAGUAACAUGUUUCUAGGAUACAGAAGGAACAAACACAGGCCAACAGUUUUUUACAUGAACAUAUCGCCAUGGCAGUGUGUUCUAAAGUGUCAACUCAAGCUUUAAGUUGGAUAUUUGGUGCUUUAGAUUGUGAGUAGAAGGCGAAGCACAGAUCGGUGCCUUGCUUAAACUCUGCGUUAUGUUGAUUAGUAACUGAUGAGCUGCUGCAGAGAGUCGAUGAAAUCAAGGUGUUCAAAUUCAACUAUUUAAAGAAGGAAUGUUCUGUCUGUGACUGUGAAUCAACGCUAAAUAAACAUCUUCAAUCCAGAUGAAA
Amphiprion ocellaris (clown anemonefish) is the source of this 4512-nucleotide messenger RNA. RefSeq names its product zinc finger protein 436-like. The transcript is spliced from 9 exons. The coding region runs from base 400 to 2562 and encodes 720 amino acids. Lineage: Eukaryota; Metazoa; Chordata; Actinopteri; Pomacentridae. Gene Ontology annotation, biological process: regulation of transcription by RNA polymerase II. Gene Ontology annotation, molecular function: DNA-binding transcription factor activity; RNA polymerase II cis-regulatory region sequence-specific DNA binding. The record is from RefSeq and is a predicted model, not a curated record.